Messenger RNA from Anthonomus grandis grandis, 818 nucleotides. It is a transcript of the gene Chchd2, whose product is annotated as coiled-coil-helix-coiled-coil-helix domain-containing protein 10, mitochondrial. The transcript is spliced from 4 exons. Gene Ontology annotation, cellular component: nucleus; mitochondrion. NCBI's taxonomy places the organism in Eukaryota, Metazoa, Arthropoda, Insecta, Coleoptera, Curculionidae. The record is from RefSeq and is a predicted model, not a curated record. Gene Ontology annotation, biological process: mitochondrion organization. Bases 131 to 568 code for a protein of 145 amino acids.
UUUUACAAAAGUCGUGCGAUUCCGAAACGACGGUCAAAUCAAUAAACCGAACUUUACGUAACGUUUUAAAACGCGAAUACGUGUUUUACUGUGGUAUUAGAAUCUUGUGAUAGUUUAAAUAGUGAUAAAUAUGCCUAGACGCGGAAGGUCUUCACCAUCUCCAUCCAGGAGCCACAAUUUACCAGCCAGGACUGCUCCUGCUCCACCACCAGCCCCAGUACAGGCUGCCCCUGCAGCCCCAGCCCCCUCUCAGGGGCCAGGGCUGUUUGGACAAAUGGCUGCCACCGCAGGAGGUGUGGCUGUAGGUUCUGCCAUCGGUCAUACAGUUGGACAUGCAGUAACUGGUAUGUUUAGUGGUGAUGGCUCAAGUGAACCAGCGCCAGCUCCUCAACAGCAGGCAGUACCUCAGCAACAGUAUGGACAGCCUCAGUCUACCGAGGCAUCUGGACCAUGUGCUUGGGAAAUUAAGCAGUUUUUGCAGUGUGCCUCCACUCAGUCAGAUUUGACUUUGUGCCAGGGUUUUAAUGAAGCGAUUCAGCAGUGCAAAAUUAGGAACAAUGUUGCCUAAAAACCAACUUGUAGCAGUUAAUUUAAUAAAUUUUAGUGUUGUUUCCUGGGAUGAAGGAAUGCAAGAAGAUGGGAAAUAUUAUGUGUAUUUUUUUUAGCUAUACAUUUAUAAUUUAAAUAAACAAAUUACUGUUUAAAAUGAAUGAUGAUAAAGGAAAUUGUCUUUGUAUUUCUGUGCUGUUACUGUUGGUUUUAUUUAUUUCUUUGUUGGCAAUAUAAAGAUGUGUUAGUAAUAUAAGGCAUUAAAUAAG